Messenger RNA from Paramacrobiotus metropolitanus, 1321 nucleotides. RefSeq lists its product as uncharacterized. The transcript is spliced from 5 exons. Bases 261 to 1160 code for a protein of 299 amino acids. The record is from RefSeq and is a predicted model, not a curated record. NCBI's taxonomy places the organism in Eukaryota, Metazoa, Tardigrada, Eutardigrada, Parachela, Macrobiotidae.
CUUCUAGCCUGUGGCAAGGCCAAAAUGUAACGUACGGCUGUCCAUGUUCAGAACUGUAAUUCACUCGUACAGAAAACAGAAAACUGUUUUAUUAUUUUGCAGCAGCAUCAUUCUGCACUCUGUAAUCUCUAGUCUACUCAUAAAAGUUCUUGGUUCCACCAUUUUGUUUCGCGACUGAAGCUACUGGCGAUACAACCAACCUGCUUCAGUGAAUCAUUUAGGAUAGUUUUAACUGCCAUCUUUUUUCAAGGGGAUAAACAAUGCUAAAGCGAGCGCUUACGAGAUUUCUGCUGAUGGAGCGGCAAGGUGGUGAUCCUCUGAUAACACCUGUCCAUUCUCAGUGGUUGCGUGGAGUGAAGACGCGUAGGCAGCCCGCGGAACUGGCAUCAUUGCAUCGUAAGAACAUCCGCUCAGUGUCUCGAGUCGCUCCCGGAAAAAUUUCGCCAACUCCGCCACCAUUUAUCCCGUGGAGCGGUUUGCCCGUUCCAAACGCUGCAAAACCGUCGGUAGGAAUGAAGGAAUCUCGUAAUAUCCGCUUUCCGACGCCAACCAUUCGGCCAGCACCAUGCGUAAACAGCGGUAACUCAGUCGGUGGUGGGAUUUUCUCCAAAGGAGUCCAAAAGUUGCUGGAUGAGAAGCUGGCGCGCGUUCGAGCGGGGGAAAAGGGUCUGCUGACGAAGACUGCACGCAUUAAACUGGAUGUAGCCAUUAACACGGACCACCAACGCGAUUGGUUUACAGCUUGGGGACAAGUGGGGGAGAGCAUAUUACGCAUGGAUGCUGGUUUCUACAAACACGAAUAUUGGGGCAAUGGAAUUGACGAGGAAAUACCAAGCUUGGCACGUCCGUUUCACAUGGUGUGGAAAGCAUCGCCGACGGGUAGCAUGAACAUCGCUCUGAUUAUCAUUGGUGACGCCGAUCACGCCCAGGAAACAUUCGUGAAAAUGGAGGAAAACGUCAUGGAAGGGAUUCAGCAUCUGCAUGAAGUACGUUGUAUUAGGGACGAGACCACAUUUGUGGCGUUCCGCGGGCCAUCGUUCUACUGGGGAGUUGCGCGCCUUGGCCAGACGCCCGUUCGUCGUUGUGAGAUUACGGAUAUCCGAGAGCCGGCAGCCGAGGAGGUGCUCGAGCAGCUGGCCAAGCACCUUUGCGCUUUGUGAUGGAUUCCGUGGUGCAUACUUUGUGGUCUUAUAAUCUCGGUUGGUAUGAUCUUUCUCAUCACUGAUGUACGUUGCUAGAGUAGCAAUUCGUGGAAAGCGUACCGCUACCAUAGUUUCUCUUGAGUUGUUGAUGUUUGGAUUAAAGAUUCGUAUUACUGUGU